Messenger RNA from Manihot esculenta (cassava), 2451 nucleotides. RefSeq lists its product as uncharacterized. Gene Ontology annotation, molecular function: protein binding; damaged DNA binding; 5'-3' DNA exonuclease activity. The transcript is spliced from 10 exons. Lineage: Eukaryota; Viridiplantae; Streptophyta; Magnoliopsida; Malpighiales; Euphorbiaceae. Gene Ontology annotation, biological process: protection from non-homologous end joining at telomere; interstrand cross-link repair; double-strand break repair via nonhomologous end joining. The record is from RefSeq and is a predicted model, not a curated record. The coding region runs from base 57 to 2342 and encodes 761 amino acids.
CCUCCAUUGUCUUCACCGAACAGACACGAGCAGUCGAGAGCACCAAACCUCCAAAUAUGCCGUCAAAGAUCAACGCAUCUCAGCCUCUUUCUCUCUCUCUCGCAAACUCAAUCCCACACCAUCACGAUGACGACGACGAUUUCCAAAUCCCUCUCUCACAAUCACAAGCUUUCACUAUUGCUUCAACUUCCAGACAACCCCUCAAACCCUCCAACAAUUGCCGCCGGCCGCCCAAAAAGCCCAAGCGAUCCACCAAUCCCGGCAAGGAGAAUGUCCCUUCCACCAGAUCUCUACCGAAUAAUAAAACGCCAUCUGUUACCGACGAGGAGUUCAACUUAUACCAGAAUUGCAGCUUGGAUUUGAUAGAUUCGAGCAUUGAUUGCAGUCAUAAAAACAAUGAUGUCAACGAAGAUGAGCAAUUUCAAGCGAAAAGUUUUGAAACUGAGAGUGUUAAGAGGAAGGAGGGACUGGAGGUGAAUACGGGCUACUUGUGCAAUUCGAUAGAAGCUAGGCUUAUUAGGUCGGGAGUAGAUUCUGGAGUCAAUCCCGUAGGUCAGGGAUUGAAUGAAGCUGAUGGGUUAGAGGAUUUCCACGAAUAUGGUGACAUAGACGUUCUAAUUAAGUUGUGUACUGAUGAUACAAGUGAGGAAAACAAGUGUAUCAGUGGUGCGGAUCAUGGGGGUUGUUUGGUUCAGUGCCCACUUUGCGGAAUUGACAUUUCGGAUCUGAGCGAGGAAUCUAGACUAGUUCACACUAAUGAUUGUCUUGACAAAGAGGAGAAAAAUGCUCAAGAAGUUGCGCCAGCAAACAGUGACAGGGGAAGUGACUUUGCACCACAAGCUGUUGAUGAUCUUGUUCAUUCUCCUGGCCAAGUUGUUGAUGUUCCCCCUGUAAUUAACUGCUGGCUACGAAAUUUGGGUCUAGAAAGAUAUGAGGAAGCUUUUGUUCGGGAAGAGAUUGAUUGGGACUCCUUAAAGUGGCUUACGGAAGAGGAUCUCUUCAGCAUAGGCAUUACUGCACUAGGUCCCAGGAAGAAGAUUUUGCAUGCUCUCGCUGAGCUUAAAAAAGGAUGUAAUACACAUGCCUCUGCGGAAGUUGGAUCAUGUAGCGUCCAUGAAGCAGGGAUGCAAGUAGGGGCUUCCAAAGUUAUUGGCAAUGAAACUAGUAAACCAACUGCAAACAACUUGAUCACAAAUUAUUUUCGUGUUUCUGCCAAUGUUAGGAAGAAAACUGGCAGCAUCUCUACAGAAAGGCAAGAACUAGGAAAGAGUCAUCCGGACCAUGUUCAUAAACGUUUGAAAAAAACCAACCCAGUAAACAAUCGAAAACUCAAAGAUAUUCCCUUGUGGUGCACCAUACCAGGGACACCAUUUCGGGUGGAUGCUUUCAAAUAUCUUAGAGGAGAUUGUAUCCAUUGGUUUCUUACGCACUUCCAUAUGGAUCAUUAUCAAGGGUUAACAAGGUCCUUCUGCCAUGGGAAGAUUUAUUGCUCCAUGAUCACAGCAAGACUUGUAAAUAUGAAGAUUGGGAUUCCUUGGGAUAAAUUACAAAUUUUACCUCUCAACCAGACCAUCAAUAUUGCUGGUGUUAAAGUGACAUGCUUGGAUGCAAACCACUGCCCAGGUUCCAUCAUCAUACUCUUCGAACCUCCCAAUGAUAAGGCAGUUUUACACACGGGAGAUUUUCGCUUUUGUGAGGAGAUGGCAAGCAUGACUGCUUUACAAAUGUGUCGCAUCCACACUCUCAUCCUUGAUACCACAUACUGCAAUCCCAAGUAUGACUUUCCAAAGCAGGAGGCUGUAAUACAGUUUGUCAUUGAGGCCAUCCAAGCUGAAUCUUUCAACCCCAAAACUCUUUUUCUAAUUGGAAGCUACACUAUUGGAAAGGAAAGACUGUUCUUGGAGGUUGCUCGCUUACUUCGUAGAAAGGUUCAUGUUACAGCGGCAAAGUUCCGUCUAUUAGAAUGCUUAGGGUUCUCGAAGGAAGAUAUGCAGUGGUUCACAUUAAAUGAACAGGAAAGCCAAAUUCAUGUGGUGCCUAUGUGGACACUAGCGAGCUUCAAAAGACUAAAACAUAUAUCCAAUCAAUAUGCGGGUCGAUUCAGUCUUAUAGUUGCCUUCUCGCCAACUGGCUGGACAUUUGGUAAAGGGAAGAAGAAGUCCCCAGGUAGAAGGUGGCAACAAGGAACAAUCAUAAGGUAUGAAGUUCCUUAUAGCGAACAUUGCAGUUUUACAGAGCUUAAAGAGUUUGUGAAGUUAGUAUCUCCUGAAAAAAUAAUACCAAGUGUGAAUAAUGAUGGACCAAAUUCUGCUGAUUCCAUGGUUUCCCUUCUGUUAUCUUGAUUGAUUCACUUCAAGUCUUCAAGCUGUAAAAAACCCUUGUCUUUGGUUGAAACGCCAUGCUUCUAAUUUCUAAAGAGAAAGAAGGCAGUUAUCUGCUACAUUCAUCUGU